This is a messenger RNA of Callorhinchus milii (elephant shark), 2745 nucleotides long. It is a transcript of the gene jakmip2, whose product is annotated as janus kinase and microtubule interacting protein 2. The transcript has 22 exons. Bases 197 to 2665 code for a protein of 822 amino acids. The record is from RefSeq and is a predicted model, not a curated record. Gene Ontology annotation, molecular function: microtubule binding; kinase binding. Lineage: Eukaryota; Metazoa; Chordata; Chondrichthyes; Chimaeriformes; Callorhinchidae.
CUGAUCUGAGAAGGAAAUGUGUUUAGAUCUGAGCUUUCCAGGCCUUUAUCUUCAGUGGACAUGUAUGUGGCCUUGCACAGUCCUACUGGUGAUGGGAAAGAUGCGAGGAAUGUGAAACACAAUGUGCGAGUGGAUUUGCACUAAAUAAAAUGGCAAUUUAUUCUUGAAUUGAGUGGAAUAAAAGGAAUCCCUGAAGAUGUCCAAGAAGGGGCGUGGGAAGGCUGAAAAGCCUGAAGCCCUGAUUACAGCCUUGCAGGCUGCUAAUGAGGACCUCAGGACUAAACUGACAGAUAUACAAAUCGAGCUUCAUCAGGAGAAAUGCAAGGUGAGCAAGCUUGAACGAGAAAAGGUGCAAGAGGCUAAGCGAAUACGAGAGCAGGAGCAGCACAAGCACACGGCAACGGUGACGGAUCUGAAAAGCAAGCUGCACGAGGAUAAGAUGAAAGAGCUGCAGUCUGUUCGAGAGACACUGAUCAAGCAACAUGAGCAGGAAUUGGCUCGUUUGAAUAAAAUCAAAGACCAUGAGAUUCAGCGACUAAAGUCACUUGUGAACUCGCUGCGAGAUGGCAGCAGUGACAAAGUAAGAACAGCCUUAACCAACGAGGCCCGGGAUGAGGCCAGGAAAGCAUUUGACUCCGAGCGCCUUAAACUUUUACAGGAAAUCCAUGAACUGAAAUCAUCCAAGAAGCAGGUGGAUGAGGCACUGAACAACAUGAUUCAAUCGGAUAAGAUAAAAGCAGGCAAUCUGCGCAGUGAGCAUCACUCCCACCAAGAGGCCAUAAGCAAAAUCAAAUGGGAGUGUGAAAGGGAUAUCCGAAGAUUGAUGGAUGAAAUAAAAUCUAAAGACAGAACCAUCUUUUCACUGGAGAAGGACCUAGAGGUGCAGGCAGGAUAUGCACAGAAGCUCCAGCUGCAGAAGGAGGCUCUGGAUGAGCAGCUCUUCCUUGUGAAGGAGGCAGAAUGUAACAUGAUCAUGAGCAGCCCCAAGCGGGAGGUGCCAGGCAGUGCACGGGAUGGCAUGGACCACCCAGGCAGUCCGGAUUUACGGAGAAACCAACGCAAAGUAGCAGACCUUAAUUCAACCAUUCGCAAGCUGGAAGACAGGAACACAUUGCUGGUGGAUGAAAGGAAUGAACUGCUGAAGCGAAUCCGCGAAGCUGAAAAACAAUAUAAACCUCUCCUGGAAAAGAACAAGUGCCUCAGCAAGAGAAAUGAUGACUUGACUCAGUCCUUGCAGCGGAUGGAGGAGAAACUCAAAUCACUGACCAGAGAGAAUGCUGAGAUGAAAGACAAGAUUGGCUUGCACCCACCUCUAAAAAAAUUACGCUCCUUGAACGACCUGGACCAGGCCCAUGAAGAGCAAGAAAUAGAAUUUUUAAAACUUCAGGUUCUCGAACAGCAGAAUAUCAUCGAUGACUUGACGAGGGACCGAGAAAGAUUGCUGCGUCGCAAGAGGCACAGAAGAAGUACAAAGCAUAUCAAGAGGCACGUGGUGGAGACGUGUUUUGGAUUCGAUGAAGAAUCAAUGGAUUCAGAAACCUCAUCCUUGGCUUCAUACAGAACGGACAGAACCCCAGCAACACCAGAGGACGACUUGAACGAAAGUUUGGCAGCAGAAGAAUCUGAACUACGUUUCAGGCAGUUAACGAGGGAGUACCAGGCUAUGCAGAGGGCGUACGCACUACUACAGGAGCAGACCGGAGGCAUCCUGGAUGCUGAACGUGAAGCAAAGGCUCAUGAGCAACUGCAAGCAGAAGUUCUCAGGUACAAAGCCAAAAUUGAUGACCUAGAAAAAGCUUUGGCUCAGAAAGGACAGGAUUCAAAAUGGGUUGAAGAAAAGCAACUGUUCAUGAAAAGAAAUCAGGAGCUUUCAGACAAGAUUGAUAAAUUGGAGAUUGAAGUCAGUCGACUACACCAGGAAGUUCAGGAUUCCCGGGACCAGAAUGAGCUGUUAGAAUUCCGCAUCCUGGAACUGGAAGAGAGGGAGCGACGAUCUCCUGCUUUUAACCUCCAGAUCACGCCUUUCUCUGACGGUGUAAGCGCUCUUCAGAUCUACUGCAUGCAGGAAGGUGUGAAGGAUGUUUGUAUCCCUGAGCUUAUAAAACAACUGGACAUCCUGGGCGACAAUGGGAAUUUGAGAAAUGAAGAGCAAGUUGCCAUCAUCCAGGCAAGCACGGUGCUCUCUCUAGCUGAAAAGUGGCUGCAGCAGAUAGAAGGAACCGAGGCUGCACUACACCAGAAGAUGAUAGACUUAGAAAUUGAGAUGGAUAUGUUUUGUAAACAGAAAGGCUAUUUAGAGGAGGAGCUAGACUACAGGAAGCAAGCCCUGGACCAAUCUUAUAUGCAUAUCCAAGAGUUGGAAGCUACCUUGUAUAAUGCACUGCAGCAGGACACAGUAAUAAAAAUGGGGGAAUCUCUGACUGAGAAACAGAAGGAUGACUUGCGGACUGCCGUGGAGAAAUUGAGACGUCAAAUGCUGAGGAAGAGUAGGGAGUAUGAUUGCCAGAUCCUACAGGAGCGCAUGGAGCUUCUGCAACAAGCACAUCAGAGAAUAAGAGAUCUGGAGGAUAAAACUGAUAUUCAGAAACGGCAGAUCAAAGACCUAGAGGAAAAAUUUCUGUUUCUAUUUUUGUUCUUCUCCCUUGCCUUUAUCCUUUGGCCUUGAUGUCAAUGAGACUUCCAAAUGAAGGGUGUGAAAUGGAUUAGAAUGGGUCCAACUGGAUUAAAAUGCUUCCGACACAGUGA